Carassius carassius (crucian carp) is the source of this 871-nucleotide messenger RNA. Its product is annotated as histone deacetylase complex subunit SAP18-like. The transcript is spliced from 4 exons. Gene Ontology annotation, molecular function: transcription corepressor activity; transcription factor binding. Gene Ontology annotation, cellular component: nucleus. The record is from RefSeq and is a predicted model, not a curated record. NCBI's taxonomy places the organism in Eukaryota, Metazoa, Chordata, Actinopteri, Cypriniformes, Cyprinidae. The coding region runs from base 101 to 562 and encodes 153 amino acids. Gene Ontology annotation, biological process: negative regulation of DNA-templated transcription.
UGCCUGCUGUGGUGAUGUCAUCUCACCGCGCCGCGCUCGCUGAUUAACAGGCGUCGUGAACAGCGAUUCAUCACUUGCUUUCUAACAAUAUUGGACUACAAUGGCUGUGGAAUCAAGGGUCACCCAAGAGGAAAUCAAAAAAGAGCCAGAAAAGCCAGUGGACAGAGAGAAGACAUGCCCUCUUCUUCUCCGAGUGUUCACCACUAACAACGGAAGGCAUCAUCGCAUGGACGAGUUUGCUCGGGGGAAUGUACCUUCUAGUGAGCUUCAGAUUUACACCUGGAUGGACGCUACUUUGAAGGAACUGACAAGCCUAGUGAAGGAAGUGUAUCCCGAAGCUCGAAAGAAAGGAACACAUUUUGGGUUUGCAAUAGUUUACCCAGACCCUAAGCGACAGAUGUACAGGGUUAAGGAGAUUGGCAAUACUGUUUCGGGACGUAAAGGUGCAGAUGACGCCAUGACGCUUCAGUCUCAACGCUUUCAGAUCGGAGAUUACCUUGACAUCGCCAUCACUCCGCCUAACCGUGCACCACCUCUCCAAGGACGCAUGAGACCCUACUGAAACAAGACCGCAUGCAUUUAAACAAACGUGGAGAAUGUCUGGAAAUCUGCCUUCCUGUAGAUUUCAGUUCAAACCCUAAAUUAGGUUUGAUUAGCUGAUUCAAGUGUUCAAGUCAGAACUAAACUCUGUAGGAAGGUCAAUCUCCAGCUGCAGGAUGGGGCAUAUCUUGAGGAUUGGAAGUUUGAUAGAUUUUUUUUCAUAUAUUUUGUGUUCUUCAUGGGGUUUUAUUCCAGGUCUACCUUUUUAAGUUUAGUCCUGUUUCCAUGAUUCCCAUAAAAUCUUGAAUAAAUCUUUUUUUUUUUUUCAGUA